This is a messenger RNA of Salmo salar (Atlantic salmon), 3383 nucleotides long. RefSeq lists its product as uncharacterized. The record is from RefSeq and is a predicted model, not a curated record. Gene Ontology annotation, cellular component: membrane. Lineage: Eukaryota; Metazoa; Chordata; Actinopteri; Salmoniformes; Salmonidae.
UGCUGUAGUCAGGGCCAGGCCCUGAGUAAGAGGCUACAGUUUUUUUCCAUUCUGUGAAACAUAUAUGUUUGUCUGUGUCACACAUUGAUCUGUUUCACCUGUCUUUGUGUUUGUUUCCACCACCUCCAGGUGUCACCCAUCUUCCCCAUUAUCCCCAGUGGAUGUUCCUGUUGUGUUCUCUGUCUGUUGCCAGUUCGUCUUGUCUUGUCAAGCCUACCAGCGUGUUUCUUCAUGCUACUGUUUUUCCUAGUCUCUGUUUUCUAGCAUUCACGGUUCCGACAUUUUCUGCCUGCUAUGACACUGAGCCCGCCUGCCUGACCAUUCAGUCUGCCCUGACCUCGAGCUUGCCUGCUGCUGAAUGCCAAGCGUCACGUCUGGAGGAAACCAGGCACCGCUCAUCACCUGGCCAAUACCAUCCCUACGGUGCAGUACAUGAACAACACAACAUCUCAACUGUAUACACUUGCCGUAGCUUGGAGACUUCCUGUGAUGCUAGACAGAAUGGAUCUCAGUGUUAUGGAGCUCUGGGAGGAACUGUCUAUCUCCAGCUGAUGACUGAUGCCACAAUAUAUGAUGAACUCUCAUUUUAUAAAGGCUCAACUGGUGCUGAAACAGAGAUACUCAAAAUGAAGAAGGACAUAUGGGUAAUAAGAGACAACCCCAUUAAAGACAGAGUACACUUCUUUAUAAACAAUGGGACAUUUAGGUUAAAUAACACAAGAAGUACAGAUUCUGGUGAAUACCGGCUAGAAACAUUUAAUUCAGAAGGGAAAUCAUCAGGGAUCAGAGGACUAAAACUGUUCAUCGAAGCUCCAGUGUCCAGUCCUGAGCUGUCCUCUGAGUGUCUGUCCCAUGGAGAGAUGAGGGUGUCCUGUUCCUCUGAGGGGGAUGGUCCCCAGUACAGCUGGACUCUGGAUGGACAGACACUGAGAGACACUGAGGCCUCUCCUGGUGAUGAGACAAACACCAUCACUCUGAAGAAAGGCCUGUCAGGAGAUCUCACCUGUACCGUCAGAAACCACAUCAGCAGUGAUACUGUCAGCAAGAGAAUCUCACACUGUCCAGGGCUGAUAUAUGUUAACUGCACCUUAUCCAACGAGACAAAAGUAUCAGAGUGGGUGAAUGCCACUGGUAAUACCCUGUGUGUUGAGCCUACAACAGUGAAGACUGUGACUGAGGCCCACACCAGUAAAACCUCCACUGGUAAGGGCCCGGGGCAUGACACCCUAAUGACCUCCAGACCCAGCAAUCACACCCAUGGCUUGACUAACAGCACUACUACUAACACCACUCAGACCCUUUGGAUUUUUACCACAAAGUACAUAGGGAUGGCAGCAGGGUCUCUGGCAGGAGUGGUCCUUGUCUUAGUGAUGGUGUUGGCAGUUUACUGUGUCCAGAAGAAAAAGAAACCUCCUUCAAAGACUCCAGUUAUCCCUCUUUCCACAGUGAACGGUGACAGCCAGGAUGUGGAAUAUGCUGAUGUCAGGAUACUGAGGAAGGAAAUGAGACAGAAGGAGAGGGAGGCGCCGGUGGAGGUGGAAUAUGGGCAAGUGAAAGUAGCGGGUGGUCCCCAGCAGCUGGUGGAGGUGGAGUAUGGACAGAUUACAAUAUUAGAGGGUACCAGGAGGAAGGUAGACACGCCUGAGGAGGAGUCUUGUAUGUACGCCAGUGUACGGAAAGGACAGUGAGCAAGGUACUGUCUAGAUAGAAUAUGAUAGAAUAGAAGGAGGCUGAGAGUUGAAUCCCUGGUGCGUCCCCCAAAUCUCUGCGUUCUCUUGAGGUGUGCACUUGUUCACUUGUAGUCAUGGAUUUGAAAGGGAUGCCGAAACCAAUCCUACACCAAUCCAAUGCUUUGAAAUAUAUGUGGAGAGUAGUGAACAAGUGCACGCUUCAGGAGAAAGGAGAGAUUAUUGAGAAUCAACCCCUGAGAGGCCCAGAGUUGACACAGACCGCAGACAUGUUGAAUCAUGUUGUCUUAGUUCCAGUUACAGUGCUUUGCAUGUUGAUGCGUGUUAGUACAUAGUGUCUCUUUCCAAGAAGUGGAGACAUUACUUCUGUUUUUCUUGCCCACAUUUCUUUCUUUCCAAAACUGUUUUUACACUUGGUUGUGUUGCGGUCACUUGUUCCUUUCAGAUGUGUGAUAUGUCACAAAAUAUUUACUGUUUUUGCUGCGUGAUUACAUCCUUUUUGAAUUAUUCUCUAACAUUCAAUACUGCUUAAAGAAUUACUGAGGGAUUUGUAAUAAUUGCAUAACUGGAAUUCAUCAGCUAUCAUAGGCUACUUACUCAUUUCCAAUGCCUUAAGUCAGUUCUUUAAAGCAUGCAGUCCAUCUCCCUAAAUGGAUACAUCUAUAUAUAUGAUGUGCAGGUACUGUGUCCUGAAUAAAGGUAUAAUUAACUAUCUUAGAUAUGAUCAGAAAUGUAUGUACAUACAGUACAUAUGUGGAUGCCAUGGUGCUUGUCCUCAUAGACAAACAACAAAUAAGAGUAUAUUUUAUUAUUUAACAAAUGUUAUUUAUUUUUGAGCUAUUGCAAUCACAUGUUAAUGUUGUACAAUUUUUCUCUUAAAAAAUACAGUACAUGGCAAUAUCUUUUCACACCAUCAACAUAUUUGUUUCCACAUCUUUGGUGUCGCCAUUUAUAAAGUUGCUAAUGCAUUUCCUGUUUGAAUCACAUGAUUUCCAGUCGAAAAUCCCCUCAGCCAGAGGUAAUCAACAGACUGAGUGGCUGAAAAUAUAUUGCUGUGGCUUUUUUGGAGACAUCACCAUACUUGGUUAUGUACUCUAACUAAAGAAUUAUACUGCAUAUCAAAAUAAGAAUAGAACACAUUGGGAAGAGGACGUUGAGAAAUAAGGAUACUGAUGUUUCUAACAGUGUUGACAACAUAAUAAUUUCUCAUGCUUCAUUGUUGAUGCCGUUGUGUGAUGAAAGAAUUACAAUUUGAUAACAAAAGUUUGUUUUUAAAAAGCAAGCAACUGUUGGUGCCUGUAUUCUUUGAUUCUAACAUAUAGAGGUCAGAGGUCAUCCCAUCUGAGGAGUAAUAAACAGUCUUUAUGGCUCAUCAUAGGUGAACUCUCCAUAACCCCAGGCUCAUGAAUGUACCUCUAUGUGGUUACCGAUCUAUAGGACAGGUAGCCCAGAUAUGCUGCUCUAACCAUCUAUCUAACUAACAUCUUCCUCUGAUGUCUUCUAAUGUCUCCUAUUGGACGAUAAUCAGGAAGUAAGUGUCUAUAUCCCCAUAUACGUUUUACAGCAAUGCAAUGAGCACAGUCCCCAUCAACAUGUGAUGCAAACAGCUUAGAUAAGACUUGGAUAAGUCUUUGAUCCUGUUUAAACCCUGCACCAUUUAUAAGUUUGAGCAAUCAUUAAACUUUUCUGCUUGUC